Molecule: messenger RNA, 1607 nt
Organism: Sceloporus undulatus (fence lizard)
Lineage: Eukaryota; Metazoa; Chordata; Lepidosauria; Squamata; Phrynosomatidae
Product: cytochrome P450 2J4-like
Exons: 9
Coding region: 379-1563 (394 amino acids)
Biological process (GO): xenobiotic metabolic process; arachidonate metabolic process
Cellular component (GO): cytoplasm; intracellular membrane-bounded organelle
Molecular function (GO): oxidoreductase activity, acting on paired donors, with incorporation or reduction of molecular oxygen, reduced flavin or flavoprotein as one donor, and incorporation of one atom of oxygen; heme binding; iron ion binding
Source: RefSeq, a predicted model, not a curated record
UCCAGGCAGGACAUGAGGGAGAAAACUCUUCAGUUUUGUGGAAACCUAGUUCCAGGCAAGAGGAAAGGGCGAUGUACAAACUUCCAAUUCAGCUAGGAGAGAACCAGUGUGAUACAACUUGCAAGGCUUAAUUGAUUUGCAAAACUUGCAAAGACUCUCUGGAGGGCUAUGUCUUUGGCUUAGUUAGUGUCUUCCAUUCCUCGCAGUCAUUGUGGUGCCAGGGCAUAUUUUCUACUUUACAUCCACAUUCUGCUCACUCAGGAAUAUGGAAACUUUACCACUUUAUGGAUAGGUCAUUAUCCUAUCGUGAUUCUGUCUGGAUUCCAAACGGUGAAAGAAGGCCUGAUCAACCAUUCGGAAGAGCUAAAUGACCGACCAAUGACCCAUUUCAUUUUACAUGCCUUCAAGAGAAAGGGUAUUGGCUUUGCAAAUGGUCACGGCUGGAAACAACAGAGACGGUUUGGUAUAGUCACUAUGAGGAAUCUGGGACUAGGAAAGAAAGGGAUGGAGCAUCAAAUUGAAGAGGAGGCCCACCGGCUUGUGGAGGCCUUUUUUCAGGCAAAAGGGCAGCCACUUGACCCUUCAGUACUGAUCGGCAAUGCCAUCUCCAGUUUGAUAAGCGUUGUGAGUUUUGGAUAUCGGUUUACCCACGAAGAUGAAACAUUUCAGAAACUGAUGGAAACCAUUGACACUUUGGCAAGAUUUGGAGUCUCCAUCCCUCAUGCUAUGUAUACCUUUUUCCCAGGGAUCAUGAAGUAUCUCCCAGGGCUUCACCAGAAGGCCUUGUCUGGCAUGCAAAUGGGACUUGCCUUUGCAAAAGAGGAGAUUGAAAAGCACAAGGAACACCAGGGCCUUUAUGAUCCUCAGGAUUUCAUUGAUUACUAUCUACUUCAAAUGGAGAAAAGCAAGGGUGAUCCCAAUACUACCUUUAGUGAAGACAACCUGGCACAAUGCAUUCUUGAACUCUUCAUCGCCGGGACAGAGACCACCUCAAGUACCCUUCAAUGGGGACUACUCCUCAUGGUGGCUAAUCCAGAUAUCCAAGAAAGAGUCUACAAAGAGAUGGAAGAGGUCUUGGGAUCCUUUAACUCAAUCAGCUACCAAGAUCGGAAGAAACUGCCCUACACAAAUGCCGUGAUUCACGAAGUCCAGCGGGCCAAAUAUAUCUUGCCAGUUGGAAUCCCGAGACGGUGUUCAAAGGAUCUGAACAUGCUUGGUUUUCACAUUCCAAGGAAAACCCUUGUUGUUACAGAUCUGAACUCGGUUCUUCUUGAUCCCAAGCACUGGGAGACUCCCAAAGAAUUCAACCCAAACCACUUUUUGGACAAGGAGGGGAAUUUUAUCACUAGAGAAGAUUUCUUGCCAUUUGGAGCAGGGGCUCGGGUGUGUCUGGGGGAGCAGAUGGCAAGGAUGGAGCUCUUCCUUUUCUUCACUCACUUGCUGAGGGCCUUCCGAUUUCAGCUGCCUGAAGGAGUGAAAGAACUCAACAAAGACCCAGUGGUUGGACUUUCAAUGCAUCCCCACCCUUACAAACUCUGUGCCAUUCCUCGCAGUAGUUUAUGAUCGAAUGAAGUAAAAUUGUUCACAGUGGCUUAUUUAUUAUCAUA